This is a messenger RNA of Rubroshorea leprosula, 1709 nucleotides long. The record is from the annotation of a GenBank genome assembly. Lineage: Eukaryota; Viridiplantae; Streptophyta; Magnoliopsida; Malvales; Dipterocarpaceae.
GAGUGAAGGAGAAAAGUAGGCACUCCUUCAAGAAACGACACGCAUUCCAGAUCUCCAGCUCCGGCGGCGCCGGACUCCUUCGCCGUUGCGGCAGAGUGGACUGUUGCUGGGUCUGAGGUAAAAUGGAGGGUGGUGAAGGAAGCAUCAGUAAUGAAGGGCGGUUUUCGGUGUUAAAGGAUGAUUCGUGGUUUAGCCAAUUCCGCAAUGCCUCCAAUCCUUGGAUGGCCAGAUAUGUAUAUGCAUUGAUGUUUCUUGCUUCAAAUUUGCUAGCAUGGGCUGUCCGAGAUUAUGGAAGGAAAGCCUUCCGGGAUAUGGAAAACCUGACAAACUGCAAAGGUGGCCAUGCCUGUUUAGGUGCAGAUGGAGUCCUAAGGGCCAGUAUGGGAUGCUUUGCAUUUUACAUUAUAAUGUUUAUUUCCACCACUGGAACCUCGAAGUUGAAUAAGUGCAGAGAUUCAUGGCAUUCUGGAUGGUGGUCCGUAAAGAUUGGCCUGUGGGUUAUUUUGUCUUUUAUCUCCUUUCUGGUUCCUUCUCCAAUAGUUCAUAUAUAUGGGGGUAUUGCACAUUUUGGUGCCGGGGUAUUUCUCCUAGUUCAGCUAGUAAGCAUAAUCAAUUUCAUAACAUGGCUGAAUGAUUGUUGUCAUUCUGAUAAAAAUGCCAAAAGUUGCCACAUCCACGUGAUCUUAUUGGCAACUUCAGCUUAUGUUAUAUGCAUUGUGGGGAUCAUUUUGAUGUACAUCUGGUAUGUAGCAGAUUCAUCAUGCCUGCUGAACAUUUUCUUCAUCUCAUGGACUUUGGUACUUCUCCAGCUCAUGACCAGUAUCUCCCUCCACCCUAAAGUGAAUGCUCACUUCUUGACUUCCGGACUCAUGGGGCUUUAUGUGGUAUUCCUUUGCUGGUGUGCCAUUCGAAGUGAACCAGCGGAGCAAAGAUGCAACAGGAAGGCAGAGGCAUCAAGUGGGAAAGACUGGCUUACCAUCAUAAGCUUUGUUGUUGCCCUCCUUACAAUGGUUAUUGCUACAUUUUCCACAGGCAUUGAUUCUCAAUGCUUUCAGUCCUGGAAAAAAGAUGUUCCUACUGAAGAUGAUGUACCAUAUGGUUAUGGCUUCUUCCACUUCGUUUUUGCCACUGGAGCAAUGUACUUCGCAAUGCUAUUGAUUGGCUGGAAUACUCAUCAUACUAUUAAAAAAUGGACAAUUGAUGAGGGAUGGACCAGUGCUUGGGUCAGGAUAGUGAACGAAUGGUUGGCAGUCUGUGUUUACAUAUGGAUGGUGCUGGCUCCAAUUAUGUUGAGGAGCAGACAAGCAACAGAUGAACCUGCAAUAUAGAUAUCUUCUUAAAGGUGUUGGCAAAACUUUGCAAAAGCUCCAAUCAUCCUCAGAUCAGUAACAGAGGCAGGAUUGAAGAAUAUGUAUAUAAGACGUGAAUUCGGGGCAAGACUCACAUUCUUGGAUCAGGUUCUUUCUUGAUGAAGCACACAGUGCAUAUUGAAUUUCAGUUCUAGGUUAUAGGGGAACCAGGAAAAUACAAAUUUACUGCAAUUGGUUAAGAAAUGCCAAUUGAUAGUUGUAAAUGUGCAGUUAAAAGGAAGAUACGUGCAUUACUUUCUUCCCGUGGAUUCAAUAUUUUAGGAAUUCUCAUUAAUUUGUUUUUUUAAUUUUUCUAUUUUCAAAUUAUAGUUAAAGAAUUUGCGCCAUUUUUAGGAUCAG